UUGAUAUGACGUUUGUUGCAUCUGUGCCGUAAGAAUUGUUGAGCGCCACAGUCUGCAGAAACGCACGCUGUUUUAUUAUAAUGGCUCAGUUUAAAUAGGCUACUGGAGACGCGUGUCUUCUCUCUUCUAAACACAGCCGGUAGUUUAAAGUCUGAAUUUGCGAUAUUGGAAACCAACGGGACUCGCUGCCACCAAACUGUUCAUUUGUCAACUGUCUGACAUUCAUUUGGGAUUAAAAUGGUCAUCAAGGUUUACAUCGCCUCCUCAACCGGCUCUGUCGCGGUAAAAAAGCAUCAGCAGGCAGUGGUGGGUUUUCUGGAGGCCAAUCGAAUCAGCUUCCAGGAAGUAGACAUCACCAUGCUGGAGGAGCAGAGGCUCUGGAUGUACCGGAACAUCCCCAGAGAUAAGCAGCCGGAGAAAGGCAACCCGCUGCCUCCACAGAUCUUCAACGAGGAUCGAUACUGUGGGGACUAUGACGACUUCUUCCAGUCGAAAGAGGACAACACUGUGUUUGCAUUCCUUGGGCUCAGUUCCCAGCCCUCAGUGAAAGAUUCUGAGUCAUAGCCUAGAUCAAACUCUUAAAAUAGGAAGAUGGAAACUGCAUUGCUUCCUGUGUUUCACCACCUCUUCUCUCGUGUUCCUCCUGCUAUGAUGCCAGCACGUUGCCAAACAUCAGACCCUGUGGAUUUCACCCUGUAUGACCUCUCCUGACUCUGUAAACUCUCAUUCCACCAUCACUUAAAUCUCCAAGAAGAGCCUUGAUUCUCAAGAGAGACUUGUUCACAGAACAAGGGGAUUAACUUUAUGAUGAAUGCAUUUGUGUUUUCCUUUCAUGUUUAACACACUGUGACAGCCAGCACUGGCAGUAGCAUAAACUCAGUGCAAACUAGAUGUAGCUGCUUUUGCAUCAGUAGACCAGUUGCUUUAGAUCAAUCUACAAUACCUAAAAUACAGUGGAUGGAGGAAUUACUGAUCAGGUGCAGCACAAGUCACCAAAAACCAACAAUGAAAACAACUUUGUACAUUCUGACUUCCCUACCCUGUCUGUGCCACUCAGCCCUGAGCCCAUUCUUUUUUACCAAGUCUCUAAAUAGGUUUAGGUUUAAAAUAGAUUUAUUUUAAGAUGUGGAUUAAUACACAUUUGGUGCUCUAUUUACAGCAGCAGGACGGUGUUACAUGAACAUAUCACCCAGUGCAAUGUUGUGGCUCAUUCAGGUGUUUUUUUAUUUUUUUAUUAUUAUUUCCUUUUUUUGGACCACUAUGGAACUCUAUGGCACACAGGCUUUGGCUGAACAUAUCAUAUUUGUCAGUAGGAUCAAUUCAUUGUUGGUUUAGUUUUUUUUCAUGGAAUUUGUUGACAACAUGAAAAACAUAGACUCCGCUUCCCCUGCUGAGCCUCCCCUUAUAUUUCCAAAAUGUUUGAGUAAAUAAAUGCUGAAAUGUGAGCAGACUGCCCAGGUUUUACAUAUUAUGAAAUGAUCUUAGGUUGAUACAUCAUGGCCAAUUUGUAGUCCUGACCUCCAAUCUGUAUUUCUCUGUUCCAAACACCAACACUAAGCCUUUUCUCUUUAAGUCUCUCGUCCUUAUUAAAUUAUUACGGGUAGGUGGUUGAUUUAUUGCUUUUUGUUUAGGACGCACACAAACAGAUGUACCUUCGCUAGCCAUUCCUCCCUAAAUGUUGUGCCAUCACAAGGAUGUCAUUUAUAUUUAUUUUUAGUCACGGAGGGGACAUCAAUGUAUUUUUGCCACUUACGACAUUCCUAUUUUGCUGAGUUGUAUCCUCAUGUAUUGUGAAAUCAUGUAAUGAUUUUGUUGUGAAAUAUUUGAUACAAACAAGCCUGUUGGUCUGACUAAAUGUACUUUAUCUUACACCUCUCUGCCCGUGACUCUGUUGUGUUUAAUUGUGGCAUUUUUCGGUUCGUCUUGAGAAUUAUACGCAAUGACACUUCACUGUAUGGAACGUUUAAGUUAUUUUGCCUCAUUAUUUUUCACAUGUUUAUGUGAUACUACCAGGGCUUUAGAUUUAAACUCGCCAACUGCAGGUAAAAAUUAACUUUGGCGGAUAACAUUUUAAAGUUAUAGCCAAUUUGGCUGGUGCUGAAUGAAGCCAAGCAUCUGUUUGAAUCGGCAGGCUGCAGAAACGAUGCAACAAGUCAGUGUUUCCAGAUUGGUCUGUUUUCUGCCGAGGCAGUUGGGCAGUUUCUUGUGUCUUUGGCAUGGAAACUUAAUCUUUUUCUGGCAACACUGCUUGUAGUACUAAUCCUACAUUUUUCCAUGAACACCAAGUCGUAUAACGCGUCAGACAACCGCUGGCUACAUGCCUAUAGCGUGCGUGUUAUUGAUCACGAGCUAUGCUGAAACGGAGAAGACGAACGGACUGGAGCCAAACAAGCCAGAGGAGCUGAAAUUAAAGUUAGUUAGGAAAAAAAAAAAACGUGGCUAGUAGAAAAUCUGAUUGGCUGGUAACUUUUAAAAUCUACUAGCCUUGUUGGCUGCUGAAAAAAAAGUAAAUUUAAAGUCCUGGAUACGAAUACAAAAGUGGUACACACAGUUGUUUUCUUUGCAUAUUUGAAAUCACUCUGAACAACCUUUUUUGUUUUGAGAGGAUCAAUCUGAAGUCCCUUUGUAGAGGUGAAGGGGGUGUUGUGUUUUGUGAUGCAGAAAAGCCACAUUGACAA
Molecule: messenger RNA, 2678 nt
Organism: Perca flavescens (yellow perch)
Lineage: Eukaryota; Metazoa; Chordata; Actinopteri; Perciformes; Percidae
Gene: sh3bgrl2
Product: SH3 domain binding glutamate-rich protein like 2
Exons: 4
Coding region: 238-564 (108 amino acids)
Cellular component (GO): cytoplasm
Source: RefSeq, a predicted model, not a curated record